AUGAGCGACGACCUGUGGAUCGGGUCAAAGCUUGACCCUGCUCUUCUCAUCCCUGGUGAUCCCAACCACCCAGAGCACCGUCGCGCAAGCGCUUCUGAGCUGCCGGCCGUAAUAGAAGGCAAGCCUACCCUACGCGCCGAUAUCAUCGAUGAAAACGAUUUCCCUACCGAUGAAGAGAUCCGUACUUUGCCUCGUGUCGCAGAUCACAUUCCUUGGCGCAUCUACACUGUCGCCUUUGUCGAGUUAUGCGAGCGUUUCUCCUACUAUGGCACCCAGAUCCUCUUUCAAAAUUUCGUUCAGCGGAACCUCCUCACCCCUACCGGUGCUGCGCCUAAUCCGGGUGGUGAAACUGGCAACAACCCCGGUGCACUUGGUCAGGGUCAGCGGACUGCCACCGGACUGGGUACAUUCUUCAGUUUUUGGUGUUACUUUACUCCAUGGUACCUAACUCGAUUGCUAGUGUUCGGCGCAUGGAUCGCCGAUACAUAUCUCGGUCGAUACAAGACGAUCAUGGGCUCGAUCGCUAUGGCCAUGAUUGGUCACAUUAUCUUGACUGGCGGUGCUGCUCCUUCCGUGCUCAGCAGCCCUCAUAGCGCCAUGGCGGCCUUCAUUAUUGCCAUCAUCAUCUUCGGCAUCGGAACCGGUGGCUUCAAGCCAAACAUCUCGCCUCUUAUCGCUGAGCAGAUUGUUGGUGAAAAGCUCCGCGUCGAGACUCGAAAGGACAAGAAGGUCAUCAUUGAUCCAGCUCAAACCUCGGCUCGCAUCUACAACUGGUUUUACUUCUUCAUUAACGUCGGUGCCCUCAUUGGACAGCUCACUAUGGCCUACACUGCCCUUUAUGUCGGAUACUGGCUCGCCUUCCUCCUGCCAACGAUCAUGUUCCUGCUUUGUCCCUUGGUGCUGAUCUUCGGCAAGAAGAACUACCGGCUGACUCCUCCGCAAGGCAGCGUCUUGGGACCCGCUGUGAAGUUGUUCGUCUUUGCGACCAAGGGCCGAUGGUCUAUUAACCCAGUGCGUACCAUCAAGAAUAUGCGCGAUAUGUCUUUCUGGGAGAACGUCAAGCCGUCUCGCAUUCCAGCAGAGCAGCGGCCCACAUGGAUGAAGUUUGAUGACCACUGGGUUGAUGAGGUCCGUCGUGGCUUCAAGGCUUGCACUGUCUUCCUGUGGUAUCCCUUGUACUGGGUGUGCUAUAACCAAUUGAACAACAACUUCACAUCCCAAGCCGAUACUAUGCGCCAUCAAGGCGUACCUCCUGAGAUCGUCGCCCAGCUGGAUCCCCUUGCCCUGAUCAUCUUUAUUCCCAUCUUCGACUUGCUCAUCUAUCCUGGAUUGCGCAAGGCCGGUAUCAAGUUCACUCCGAUCAAGAAGAUCACUCUCGGAUUCAUGUUCGCAUCGGCGUCCAUGGUAUGGGCUGCUGUAGUUCAGAACUACAUCUACAAGCACAACCAGUGCGGCACACACCCGAGUGAAGGUCUUCCGGAUGGCACCGACUGCGCUCCUGCCGAUAUCUCGAUCUGGGUUCAAUCUGGAUCGUAUGUCCUUCUCGCCACAUCUGAGAUUCUGGCUUCCAUCACUUCUCUGGAAUAUGCUUUCACCAAGGCUCCCAAGAAUAUGCGAUCGUUGGUACAAGCUUUCGCUCUUUUCCAGACUGCCAUCGCAAACGCCAUUGGUGAGGCGCUGGUGGCCCUAUCCGCCGACCCCCUCUUGACCUGGAAUUACACCGUCUUCGCAGUUCUCUCGUUUGUAGGUGGCGUUCUUUUCUGGCUUUCUCAUCGCAAUCUCGACCGGGACGAGGAUCUUCUUAAUCAACUUCCCACUGGUCACGUUGGCACUGCUGCACAGGCUGCGCAGGCCGAACGCCGCGCGAGUCUCGCCGAGAUCGCCACUGCCAACGAGAAGCUGUCUGCGUAG
This is a messenger RNA of Cyphellophora europaea CBS 101466, 1911 nucleotides long. RefSeq lists its product as uncharacterized. Gene Ontology annotation, biological process: transmembrane transport; oligopeptide transport. The record is from RefSeq and is a predicted model, not a curated record. Gene Ontology annotation, molecular function: dipeptide transmembrane transporter activity. The transcript is spliced from 5 exons. Gene Ontology annotation, cellular component: membrane. Bases 1 to 1911 code for a protein of 636 amino acids. Lineage: Eukaryota; Fungi; Ascomycota; Eurotiomycetes; Chaetothyriales; Cyphellophoraceae.